GUGUCGGUGUGUGGCGGCAUGGCCGUGCCGCGGGAGCCGCCGCCCCGCCCGGCGCUGCCGCCGCCCGCCGCCGCCGCCCCGCCGUCGUUCGGCGCGGCCCGGGCGCUGGCGGCGCGGCGCCGCUCGUGCCUGGUGCUGGCGGCGCACCGGCGGCACGUGGCGCUGCCGCCGCGCUUCCUGGGCCGCAAGCGCUCGGGCAUCCGCGCGCAGCUGGACGCGGAGCUGCUGCGCUACUCGCAGAGCCUGCAGGGAGUGCCCGUGGCGUACGACAACAUCAAAGUGGUCGGCGAGCUCGGCGACAUCUACGACGACCAGGGGUUCAUCCACCUGAACAUCGAGGCGGACUUCGUCAUCUUCAGCCCCAAGAAGGGGAAGAAGCUGGUGGGUGUAAUUAAUAAAGUGGCCCCUAGUCAUAUUGGAUGCCUGAUACAUGGAUGCUUCAAUGCAUCUAUCCCUAAGCCUGAGCACAUGUCCAUUGUACAGUGGCAAGAGCUGGGAUUUAAAAUAGGGGAUGAACUGAAAUUUCAAGUGUUGCACUUGGAUUUUGAUACAGCUGGGGUGUUCUUCAUUCGAGGAGGACUCACUAAAAGCAGCAUGCGGCCCAAAAAAUCUGUCACAGUCACUGAAAGUACAAAUGGGGACGAAAUUGAAAAGCUUGAGCAGCAGGAAAAUGGCUUGAAUGACUGUGAGGAAGAUAAUGUCACAGAAGAGCCUUUAAAUGAGACAGGUAACCUUGAGAGGGAGAAUGAACAAGAGCAAAACAUUGAUGCUGUGAAUGGAGUAUGUGAUGAUAAAAAGAAGAAGAAGAAAAAGAAAAAGGACAAGCAAAGAGAACAGGAGCUUGUAUUGCCUACUGGAGAACAGGAACUUGCAUUGCCUACUGGAGAACAGGAACUUGCAUUGCCUACCAGUGACUCCAGUGGUUACCAAAGUGACCAUAAAAAGUCAAAGAAAAAGAAAAGAAAGCAUUGUGAUGAAGUUGAAGAAAGUGAAUUGCCUCAGUUGUCAGAAAAACCCAAAGCAAAAAAGAAAAGGACAGAAGUCUGAAGUGCCUUUCCUGUGUUACAUUUCAGAGGUUUUUGAUAAGUUUCAAUAAAUCCCUGUUUUCAAAAUGG
Messenger RNA from Oenanthe melanoleuca, 1115 nucleotides. It is a transcript of the gene POLR1F, whose product is annotated as RNA polymerase I subunit F. The coding region runs from base 19 to 1047 and encodes 342 amino acids. Gene Ontology annotation, cellular component: RNA polymerase I complex. The record is from RefSeq and is a predicted model, not a curated record. Lineage: Eukaryota; Metazoa; Chordata; Aves; Passeriformes; Muscicapidae. The transcript is spliced from 4 exons. Gene Ontology annotation, biological process: DNA-templated transcription; DNA-templated transcription initiation.